AUGCCUGAUGGACAUGCUUCAAAUUUGGGAAAACGUGUCGAUAUGGAGCACGAAAAAUUACAUGGUAUGAAAAGUCAUGAUUGCCAUGUCUUCAUGGAAACAUUACUCCCUAUUGCAUUUAGUGGCUUGCCCGAUAGAAUUUGGAAACCUAUGACUAAAAUUAGUUUGUUCUUCAAGGACUUGUGUUCUAAUACGUUAAGGGAACACAACCUAGUUCAGAUGGAUCAGAAUAUUCCUAUAAUUACAAAUAAGUUGGAGAAGAUUCUUCCACCUAGAUUUUUCGAUGUGAUGGAGCAUCUUCCUGUACAUCUGGUGCAUGAAGCACGCCUCGGAGGUCCGGUUCAAUAUAGAUGGAUGUAUCCAUUUGAGAGGACUAUUGGAAAGUCUAAACGGGGCAUGAAGCAAAAACAUAGACUUGAAGGCUCAAUGGUUGAAUUCCAUCUUGCUAGGGAGAUAGCUGAUUUUGGUUCUUAUUACUUCGAAAGUAGUGUGCCAUGCUUUCAAAAUAGACCCAAUCACCAUGACGAUGGUGGUGAGACUAUGAAGCCACUAUCAAUCUUCAAUCAACCAGGCAAAGGUUCAAAAAAACGUACGAGGAGGAAUCUUAGUGCCAUGGAGUUUAAGUCUGCAUCGACACAUGUCUUGUUGAAUUGCCCACAAGUUAAACCAUUUCUUGACUACUUUGUGUAUUUAUAUGGCAAUGAAAAAGUGUUUGAGCAUUUCUCAAAGUGGUUUCAAGAUUACAUUUAUGAUACAAAAAAUGGUCAAUUUGACCAAUUUUUGAAGGACCUUUCUUGGGGACCCAUCAAGAUUUAUUCAAUGGACAAGUAUCUUGUAAAUGGUUUUAAAUUCAAUACUGAAGAAUGCUCCAAAUAUAAAAAAACUAACAAUAGUGGAGUUUGGGUGAAAGGUGGUGAUGGAAAUCAAGAUGGAGUUGAUUAUUAUGGGGUACUCAAGGAGGUUUUGGAAAUGGAGUAUUCCGGUUGGCCUAUAAAAAAAAUUGUAUUGUUUAGAUGCAAGUGGUUUGAUCCAACCCCAAAAAGAGGUACGAGAGAAAUCAAGCAAUAUAAUAUCAUUGAAGUAAAGCACACAAGGGAGUAUGAAGCAUAUGAUCCUUUCAUUAUUGCACAAAAUGUUAAGCAAGUGUACUAUGCUCCUUAUCCCUUGCGUCCAGAUAAAUUAGAUUGGUGGGUGGUGAUUAAAACCAAACCCAUGGGUCGUGUGGAAGUUGAAAACGUGUUGGAUGUUGCGUACCAGGAUAAUGAUAUAUCAAGUGUUCACCAUACCGUGGAUGUUGAAUUAGAAAAUGAUUUAGAGCAUCCUGAACACAUAUUAGAAGAGGUAGAUAUAGAACAAAUAACAGAUGAAGGGGCAAAUGCAUCAAUUAAUGAAGAAGAGUUGUUCGAUGAAGAAGAAUGUUUUAUAACUCAGCCAUUUCUGACAGACGGCAGAACUGAUCGCAUAUAUGGGUGA
Molecule: messenger RNA, 1473 nt
Organism: Solanum stenotomum
Lineage: Eukaryota; Viridiplantae; Streptophyta; Magnoliopsida; Solanales; Solanaceae
Exons: 5
Coding region: 1-1473 (490 amino acids)
Source: RefSeq, a predicted model, not a curated record